Pieris macdunnoughi is the source of this 480-nucleotide messenger RNA. NCBI's taxonomy places the organism in Eukaryota, Metazoa, Arthropoda, Insecta, Lepidoptera, Pieridae. The record is from the annotation of a GenBank genome assembly.
AUGGGAUUACCUCGUUUAGAGACCUGUUGUUUUAUAUUUGAUUUAAAGACUGGCAACAUUAUAAUGGGAAGUUUGAGUGCGUUUGGUUCGUUCGCCAUGUUCGUAGCAAUGAUAGUGGAAGCUUGUACCCUGGAGCCGUAUAAAGAAAUGGCAGCUGAAGAAGAAGAUUACAACGCUGAGGCAGCAAUCACUGGAUUGUAUGCGAUGUCCAUAAUUUUAGUACUGAUGUUUUUAUUUAAACUUUGCACCGAUAUUGUUUUCAUUUAUGGAGUUAUUAUGGAAAAAGCGUCGAUUAUCCGAGCCUAUUUCGUGAUGUGGAUUGUCUUCUUUCUGCUGUCGAUGUUCACAUUCUUCCUGAAUGCCCCACAUUACAAUGCUGGCACUAUAUGUAUAGAAGUGUUUUACAUCAGUCUGAAUGUCUACGCUAUCCUCUUAUGCAACAGCUUCUACAAAGAACUAAACUGUCGGGAAGAAGUGUAA